GGAUGCUGACCUGAGUGAAAACUGCCCAAAAAAGAACAGCCUCACAUUCAUUCCGCUCACGAACACAAAAAAAGAAAAAAAGUAGUCCUACCGUCCUACGUUAUUUCAAUUCCCACUUCUCACGUUCACACGUGAUUCUCGUUCUCUCUUUCUCUAGCGCGCGCUUUCGCAGUCGUAGAAAAUAUCUACACCAAAAAAAUGGACCCAGAAAAGGAAGAGUUUCUCAAGGAAUUUGGCGCCGAUUAUGGGUACCCCAGUGGCCCCAAGUCUAUUGAUCAAAUCCGAGCUACUGAGUUCAAAAGAUUAGAUGGUCUUGUAUACUUGGAUCAUGCUGGGUCAACUUUGUACUCUGAGUUGCAGAUGGAAGCAGUCUUUAGAGAUCUCACCACUAAUGUUUAUGGAAAUCCUCACAGCCAAAGUGACUCUAGCUCUGCCACUUGUGAAAUUGUGAGGGAAGCUCGCCAACAGGUCCUUGAAUAUUUCAAUGCAUCCCCAAAGGACUACAAAUGUAUAUUCACUUCUGGGGCAUCAGCGGCACUGAAGCUGGUUGGGGAGGCCUUUCCAUGGAGUCAAAAGAGCUGUUUUAUGUAUACAAUGGAGAAUCACAAUAGUGUCCUUGGUAUUAGAGAAUAUGCUCUCAGUCAAGGGGCUGCAGCCUUUGCAGUAGAUAUUGAAGAGACUGUGCAUCAUGGUGUAUCAAAUGGCAUAGCUGCAUCUGUCAGUUUAUCCCAGCACCAAAUACAAAGGAGAAAUGAAGAAAAGUUCCUUGAGGAGGAGCUGAUAGGUGAUGCAUAUAACUUAUUUGCCUUCCCCUCAGAGUGCAAUUUCUCAGGUUUGAGAUUCGGCCUUGACUUGGUGAAGAUUAUUAAGGAAGAUUCAGAAAAAAUUUUGGAAGGCUCCCCGUUUUGCAAUGGGAGAUGGAUGGUAUUGGUUGAUGCGGCAAAAGGAUGUGCAACAGAACCACCAGAUUUAUCAAAAUAUUCUGUGGAUUUUGUCGUCAUCUCCUUCUAUAAGAUAUUUGGCUAUCCAACUGGACUUGGAGCUCUCAUCGCUCGAAAUGAUGCAGCAAAGUUAUUGAAGAAAACCUACUUCAGUGGAGGCACAGUUGCUGCCUCAAUUGCUGACAUUGACUUUGUUAAAAGAAGAGAAGGGAUUGAGGAACUUUUUGAGGAUGGCACUGCUUCAUUCUUGAGCAUAGCAUCAAUCCGUCAUGGAUUCAAAAUUCUGAAUUCCCUGACUAUCUCUGCAAUAGGCCGGCAUACAGCAGCGCUUGCUACAUAUCUGAGGAAGAUGCUUUUGGCCUUAAGGCAUGAAAAUGGAGCCAGUGUGUGCAAAGUUUACAAAAGUGACAGUUUGAAGGUAUUAUGUCGUGAAUGGGGUCCUAUUAUCUCAUUCAACUUGAAAAGGCCUGAUGGUUCUUGGUUUGGAUACCGUGAAGUGGAAAAACUGUCAUCCUUAUCUGGAAUUCAGUUACGGACAGGAUGCUUUUGCAAUCCUGGAGCAUGUGCAAAAUAUCUUGGCUUGUCUCACUUGGAUCUUCGUUCAAAUAUGGAGGCUGGCCAUGUUUGCUGGGAUGACUAUGAUGUACUUAAUGGAAAACCAACGGGAGCUGUUAGAGUGUCCUUUGGUUAUAUGUCAUCAUAUGAAGAUGCCAAGAAAUUUAUUGACUUCGUGAAAAGUUCCUUUGUAUCAUUGCCAAAUCCAACUGGACUUGGGUAUCACUUGAGAGAAAGGUCCAUCCCCUUUCCAGACAAAGGUCUUGAAAGCAGAUUCACUUCUAGUUUCUUUCUCAAGUCCAUUACCAUCUACCCAAUAAAAUCAUGUGCAGGAUUCAGUACAGAAAAGUGGCCUCUGAGCAUAUCUGGUCUGAGAUACGAUCAUGAGUGGCUUCUUAAAAGCCUAACUGGCGAAAUUCUUACCCAAAAGAAGCUGCCUGAAAUGUGCCUUAUCAGUACUUCCAUUGACCUCCAUCGGGGAAUAAUGUUCGUUGAGUCACCACGUUGCAAAGAGGGACUGCAGAUCAACCUUAAAUCAGACUUACAAAGUGGUGGUAGAGAAGAAGUUGAUUUAUAUGGCCAGAGAUAUGAAGCCCAGGGUUAUACCAAUGAAGUCAACAAUUGGUUUAGCCUUGCCAUUGGUCGAACUUGCUGUUUGCUACGGUAUUCAAUGUCCAAUGAUUACUUGCUCUUGAAUAAGUGUAAAAAUGGGGGAAUGCGUAGAGAUAUGCAGAGCAGAGUGACUUUUGCCAAUGAAGCUCAGUUCUUAUUAAUAUCUGAGGAGAGCGUAUCUGACCUCAAUAACAGAAUAAGCUCAACAGAUGUACAGAAGGGCGCUUUUGAAAUGCCAGUUCAAAUCAAUCCAAUGAGAUUUCGACCUAACCUUGUCAUAUCUGGAGGUGAACCAUAUGUGGAAGAUGAAUGGAGAAAUCUUAAAAUUGGAAAUAAGUAUUUUACGUCAUUGGGUGGAUGCAACCGUUGCCAGAUGAUCAAUGUUGUUCACACAGCUGGAGGAGUGCAGAAGUCAAAUGAACCUUUGGCUACUUUAGCAUCAUUUAGAAGAUCAAAGGGGAAAAUUUUAUUUGGGAUACUUCUGAGAUUACAUGAGACUGACAAUGAAGUAGAGCAGGAAACUGAUUCUUGGCUUCAAGUAGGACAAGAAGUACAUCCAAAUCCCUUUUAGCUUUGAGGAAUAAGCAUGAAAAGUGUUAUCUUUACAUCAGGACAAUGGAAUUAGAGAUCUGUUUCUGGCACUUUAUAAAGCAUACACAAAUAUCUUUUAUUUCUACUAACAAAUCUCCCAAAAUCAAUGUACCCAGAAAAGUGCAAUUACAACUUAUUGGACCUCUACAGAAUUUUUUCAGAUAAUACUCAAUUCUUUCUUAAGCAAGUUGCAGCCUCCCAGAAGAAUGGGAUAACAAAUAAUUCUGUGAAAUUCCACAGUUCAAGAGCGGCUAUAGUUUCAUAUAUGUUUGUACCAUAAUUCUUCUUGUUUUUGAUUGAUCCUGUAUUAUCAAAUAAAAUAAGUUUGUAAGUUAAUCCAUGGAUGCUCCAAUUUUCAUUGAGCUUUUAUAUGUGGAAGGAUCCCUCACCCCUCUUUAUAGUAUGAUUUGAACCAUUACAGCCAAAUUUUUUUGGCAGGCUU
This is a messenger RNA of Quercus lobata, 3141 nucleotides long. RefSeq names its product molybdenum cofactor sulfurase (LOS5) (ABA3) (gene ABA3). NCBI's taxonomy places the organism in Eukaryota, Viridiplantae, Streptophyta, Magnoliopsida, Fagales, Fagaceae. Gene Ontology annotation, biological process: Mo-molybdopterin cofactor biosynthetic process. Gene Ontology annotation, molecular function: molybdenum cofactor sulfurtransferase activity; molybdenum ion binding; pyridoxal phosphate binding. Bases 199 to 2679 code for a protein of 826 amino acids. The transcript is spliced from 22 exons. The record is from RefSeq and is a predicted model, not a curated record.